UUGUAGACGUCAAAAUGGCGUCGUUUAGUUCCAUUCCAGGCAGUUUUUGAGUGAGUUUUGAGUAAAAAUCAAAUGUUAAUCGGUUUCGGACACCAGACUAAGCUUAGGGACGCUUCGAUGAGCUAGUUCGGCACGUUAGUUGUGUUUUUCGCGUCUUAAAUUUGGUCGAAUUUUUGUGCAAAAUGGCAGAUCAGUCCAAUCAAGUCCGGAGGCCUAUGCUGAGCAUAGACUUGCCCAACAGUGUGAAUUCCAUCGGGGGCUUUCGCCCGCUGCCCAGCCAGCCGGGGGCCACCAGCGAGCGUUUGGGGGCCGCAGCCGGGACAAACCGCCCCAAAAUGAGCCUCCCGACCAUCUCCAAGUCCACAGUCGAUCCCACGAUUGAUAGAACGCGUUUUGGACCGAGUGAAAGAAAUAAACAGCAAAGGGAUUCCCGGUUCAAAAUUUGCCAGUCGAUGAAUUCCUCAGGGAAGCUCCAAAUUGGGGGCAAAACCUACGAUUUUACGUCCGAUGAUCUGCAGGACAUUGGGGAGAUAGGAAGGGGCGGUUUUGGGACUGUGAAUAAAAUGGUGCAUAGAAAGUCGGGAACUGUGGUUGCGGUGAAGAGAAUAAGGUCAACGGUUGAUGAAAAGGAACAGAAACAACUGUUGAUGGACUUGGAUGUGGUGAUGAAAAGCAACGAGUGCCAUUACAUCGUGCAGUUUUAUGGGGCGCUGUUUAAGGAGUUGCAGGGGGAUUGCUGGAUCGUGAUGGAACUAAUGGACACCUCAUUGGAUAAAUUCUACAAAUUCAUCUACGACAAACUGGGCGAUCGAAUUCCGGAAGAAAUCCUCGGAAAAAUAGCCCUAGCGACUGUGAAAGCCUUAAACUACUUAAAGGAGAAACUAAAAAUAAUACAUCGAGAUGUAAAACCAAGCAAUAUUUUACUAGACAGGAAGGGAAACAUCAAGUUGUGUGAUUUUGGAAUUUCGGGACAGUUGGUCGAUUCAAUUGCACGGACACGUGAUGCUGGAUGUCGCCCGUAUAUGGCUCCCGAGAGAAUCGAUCCACAGACGGCCAAAGGCUACGACGUGCGAAGCGAUGUCUGGUCGUUGGGAAUAACGCUGAUGGAGGUGGCCACCGGUCGUUUUCCCUACCCGAGAUGGUCGAGCGUUUUCGACCAAUUACACCAAGUCGUUAACGGGGAACCCCCGCGCCUUACCGAAAACCAUAACGCCAAUACUUUUACGUCAGAGUUUGUUAAUUUUGUAAAUACUUGUUUAAUAAAAGACGAACACUCCAGACCAAAGUACAAGCGACUGCUCGAAGACCCGUUCAUUUUGCGGGCGCAGAAGGAGAAAGUGGACGUUGCAGCCUACGUUUCGCGCAUCAUGGACGAGAUGGCGAACAACGGGAUCAGCGCGUUCACGACGAACCAGCAGUGAAGUAAGCAGUCAGGUGAUGUAGAGAAAACUGUUAGUGAGUUGUCGCUUAAUCAUUUAUUGGUUGGUAAGUUUGUGCAAUUGCGCGGCGUUCGCGAUUCCUUGGUGAUAAACUCGAGAUGAGAUUUCAGACCAAUCGGAUUAAAUCGAACUAAUUCGCUUGAAAACAAUCUGACAAUACUAUCAAAUCGUUCGGGGUUAGUCCGAUUUAAGUGUUCUAUUGAUUGGUCGCGUUAUGUUUAGGUUCAAAUGUAAUAAAUAAUAGCUUUAGUAACGUAAAUGUUACAUAGAUGAAGCCACUGAUUAAGAAAACAGUCCAUUGUAUAUAAUAUAGUACAUGUCCGGUCUUGAGUUCGAAUUUAAUGUGAUGUCUUAGCAUUUAUUGGAUGCAUUCGAGGUGCUUUUCGCGUAUAUUUUUCUUAUUUUCAAAUUGUUACCGAUUUUAAACAAUAAAACGUUGCCUGUUCUAUUGUACCAUGUACGAUCUUUGACUGUAUAUAAUUAGUGUAUGUUGUUAAUAUUUAAUUUUUUACUCAAUUGUUUAAGAAUAAGCAAAUUGUACGUUUAUUUACGACACGAUGUUGAGUAUGUAAAGUAAAAUUGUACAGAAAACAAGCAACAGUUUAUUAUCGCUCCCAGAUACGGAAAAUCACAUACAUGGUUUAAUGCCUCCACAGUAGAGCAAUACAAUACAAUAAAAUAGAGAUCAAAUUGG
This is a messenger RNA of Tribolium castaneum (red flour beetle), 2133 nucleotides long. It is a transcript of the gene Mkk4, whose product is annotated as MAP kinase kinase 4. The coding region runs from base 183 to 1421 and encodes 412 amino acids. Lineage: Eukaryota; Metazoa; Arthropoda; Insecta; Coleoptera; Tenebrionidae. The transcript has 7 exons. Gene Ontology annotation, biological process: MAPK cascade; protein phosphorylation. The record is from RefSeq and is a predicted model, not a curated record. Gene Ontology annotation, molecular function: ATP binding; JUN kinase kinase activity.